CUCCCUGCGGCUGCGGAGGGGAUAGCGGGGGCGAUGGAGGGGCCCUGUGCACUGCUGUCCUCCCCCCUCGCCUCAUUUCCGCUGGUGGGGACUGCCUGCACCCCGAAAUAGCCGCCCCGAGAUGCACAUUCCGAAAUAGCCGCCCCGAGGCUGGGUGCGGCCCCGCGGGCGAUCGGCUCAGGCUGCUGCGGCCGUGUCCCCCCACCUUGUCACCGUGUCUCCCGGUGGCACUGCCACCUCCUGUCCCCCGCCCUGCUCCGGCCACAUCCGUUUCCCCCGCACCUCUCCGGCUCCCUGCAGGAGCGGAUGUGUGUUCGGGGGGGCCCUUCCUGUGUUCCCCAUUCCUGCCGGGCCCGGCCCCAGCUGCGUCCCCCGAGAUAAGCCAGGGACGCCCCGGGACGGCGGCUGUGGCCACAUUUUAGGGUGACGAUGGGGCUGCCGCGGGUGCUGCUGCUCCUCGGGGGGCUGCGCCUGCCCCCCACACUGGGGCUUCUCCAGGAACCCCCCACCGUCUACGAGGGACCCCCCGGCAGCUACUUCGGUUUCGCCCUGGAUUUCCACAUGAGCGAGGGAAGGCCCAGCGUGGCGGUGGGGGCCCCCCGUGCCAACACCUCCCAGCCCGGCGUGGCUCAGCCCGGCGCCGUCUUCCUCUGCUCCUGGCCCCCCGACGAGACCCCCUGCCACCCCCUGCCCAUCGACACUGCGGGGGACGAGAGCGAGAGCCAGGGCACCUUGGAGCUCCGCACCUACAAGUCGCACCAGUGGCUGGGAGCGUCCGUCACCAGCUGGGACGGCAAACUGGUGGUCUGUGCCCCGCUGCAGCACUGGAACGCUUUGGAGGGGCAGCACGAGGCGUUCCGCACCCCGACGGGGACCUGCUUCGUGCGGAGCCCGGGGCAGCGGCGCGCCGUGUGGUACUCGCCCUGCCGCGACCGGACCAUGGCCAGCACCUACCGCCAGACGAACUACGCGCACGACAAGCGCUACUGCGAGAUCGGCUUCAGCGCCGCCGUCACCCCGGAUGGGACGCUGGUGCUGGGUGCCCCCGGCGGGUACUACUUCACAGGGCUCGUGUACUCGGUGGAGCUGGACAAGAUCCUCAGGCGCUUCCUCGGCACGUCUCUGCUGUGGCUGGGGAGCCCCGGGCGCCCCACGGAGCCGGUGUCCGGGGACUACGAGGACGGGUACCGGGGAUACUCGGUGGCUGUGGGCGAGUUUGAUGGCAACCCCAAAACCAAAGAGUACGUGGUGGGGGUCCCCAACAAGAGCAACACGAGGGGUGAGGUGGAGAUCUUCACUGCGGGGGACAGGCUGAGCCGGUUGCGGGGCAUCGCCAGCGAGCAGGUGGCUUCGUACUUCGGGCACACGGUGGCAGUGGCCGAUGUCGAUGGGGACGGGAGGGACGACCUGCUGGUGGGUGCGCCCCUGUACAUGGCCCGGCGCUCCGACGGGCAGCGCAGCGAGCUGGGGCGCCUCUACCUCUACCUGGGGCGGGGGCAGCAGCCCCUCGCCGGGCCCCCCCAGACCCUGACGGGCACCCACCCCUACGGCCGCUUCGCCGCCGCCAUCGCCAGCCUCGGGGACCUGGACAAGGACGGCUUCGGCGAUGUGGCCGUGGGCGCCCCGCAGGGGGGUGACAGUGGCAGCGGGCAGGUCUUCAUCUUCCGCGGGCAGAGCGAGGGGCUGGCGCCGGUGCCCACCCAGCGCCUCGACAGCCCCUUCCCCGGCCCCGCCGCCUUCGGCUUCGCGCUGCGGGGUGCCACCGACCUGGACGGCAACGGCUACGCGGAUCUGCUCGUGGGGGCUUACGGGGCGGCCAAGGUGGCCGUGUACCAGGGAAUACCCGUGGUGGUGGCCCGGACCCAGCUGAGUGUCCCCGACGGGUUGAACCCUGAGAUCCUGAACUGUGCCCUGCCCGACUCCAGUGUCCGUGUCAGCUGCUUCCACGUGGAGUUUUGUGUCAGCGUGACAGGCCAGCACAUCACUCAGAGCGUCCACCUGGAGGCUGAGCUGCAGCUGGACCGGCUGAAGCCCCGGCCAUCGCGGAGGGUCCUGCUGCUGCGGGGACACCAAUCGUCCUGGCAGGAGGAGCUGGUGGUGGCACCGGGGACGCCCCCUGUGUGCAGCAACCUCACCGCCUACCUGCGGGACAAGGCCGAGUUCAAGGACAAGCUGAGCCCAGUGGCCGUGAGUGUGGCCCUGACCAGAGAGGCCCCGGGGCUGGUGCUCUACGGGGACACCCUGGUGCAGGCACAGACCCACAUCAUCCUGGAGGACUGUGGCGAUGACAACCUCUGUGUGCCCGACCUGCACCUGGCCGCCGACACCUCCAGCCAGCGCCUGCUGAUCGGGGCGGAGGCCGUGCUGUCCCUGCGUGCCAAUGCCACCAACGCGGGCGAAGGCGCCUUCGAGGCCGAGCUGAGGGUGCAGCUGCCCCCUGGCACGCACUACCAGGCUGCCCGCAGCACCAUCCCGGGGCAGGAGAAGCUGAGCUGCAACCCCAAGAAGGAGAAUGGGACCCACGUGGUGCUCUGCGAGUUGGGCAAUCCCAUGAAAGCAGGAGCCCGGAUCACCGUGGACAUGGAGCUGAGCGUGUCCGGGCUGGAGGACAUGGGGGAUGCCAUCACCUUCCACCUCCAGCUGUGGAGCAAGAACAGCCCCAGCUCCAGCAACGCGUCGGUGACGGUGACAGUGCCUGUGGAGGCAGAGGCGGAGAUGGAGCUGCGAGGCAACUCCCUGCCUGCCACCAUGGUGCUGCCCACGAGCUGGCACGGGGUGGAGGGCAGCUGGCGGCUCGAGGACCACGGCAUCAGGGUGGAGCACGUCUAUGAGCUCCACAACAAAGGUCCCGGCACCGUCAGCGGGGUCACCCUGAGCCUCGCCGUCCCCCACCUGCUGGGAGACCACGUCCUGCUCUACCUGCUGGAGCUGGGCACCGAGGGGGGCAUGAACUGCUCCCACCACCCCGCCCUCAACCCCGCCCAGCUGGAGAUCUCCGCUCCGACGGCCGCAGCGCCCGGGAGCGGCGCCCAGCAGCGGGAGCGCCGGGAGGCGGAGGCGCCGCCGGGAGCGGGGCUGGGCAACGAGGGGCUGGGGGACCUCGUCCGUGUGGACUGUGACAAUGCCACGUGCGUGGACAUCACCUGCCGCGUGCCCAGCCUGGGCAAGGACCAGCGGGCACUGGUCAGCGUCCACGCCCUGCUUUGGAUGGACACCCUGCAGCAGCGGGAGCACCUCCUGACCCAGUUCCGCAUCCAGUCACAAGCGUGGUUCAACACCUCGGGCAUGCCCUACCGCGUCCAGCCCCGAGUCCUGCCCACCGGCAAGGCUGAGACCGAAACCUUCGUGGUGCGUGCCAGCCCUGGGGGCGAGGGGGCUGUGCCGGUGUGGUGGGUGGUGCUGGGCGUCCUGGCCGGGCUCCUGCUCCUCACCCUCCUCAUCCUCCUCAUGUGGAAGGUGGGUUUCUUCAAGAGGACGCGGCCGCCUGCCGAGGGGGACACGCAGGAGCCCGGCCAGGCCCAGGAGCCGGGCAGCGCCCAGGAGUAGCGGGGUCCCCCCGUGCCCCAGCCCACCCAGCUCGCCUUCCCCAGCCCCCCGCGUGCCCGUGGGAUCCCAGCCCCGCUCUGCUCCCCCCGGACAAUAAAUCCCUGCCCUGCCCUCGGGUGCUGCCCACGGGGGUGCGCUUGCGUCUGAUGGGGACCUGCCAGGGGACAGGGCACAGCAGGGGGCGGCGAGGAUUUUGGGGACCCCCGUGUGUCCUCGUGGGGUGCCCCGGGAGAGCAAUGUGGAGGUUGGUGCCGGGCUCGGUCCCGGGGGCUGCUGCACUGCUCAGGGAUCCGUACCGGGGCCGGUGCUGGUACCGCGGGUGGGUCACGGUACCGGGGUCAGUCCCAGGGGUGGGACCGGGGGGUCGGGGCAGUGCCGAGGGCCAGUCCCGAAAUGCCGCUGCGGUACCGGGGCUCGACGCUGAGGUUCAAGGAAGUACCGCGAGUGGGUCCUGGGAUGCUGGUGCCGGUACAGGGCAGUCCCGGGAUGCUGGUGCCGGUACCCUGUUCCCGUCCCGGGGCUCGGAGUGGAGCCAGGAAUGGGUCCCGGGAGGCCUGUGCGGUACCGGGGGCAGUGCAAUGCGGCCGGUGCCAGUACCGGAGAGAGUCCUGCAGUGCCGAGUCCCGGUCCUGGUCUCGGGGCCGUACCGGGGAUGGGUACAGCGGGUCGGGAUCGGUACCGGGCUUAGUGCCGGGGCUCGAGCAGCGUCAGAGGUGGAUCCGGGGGUCAGUGCCGAUGUCGGGCGUGGGUCCUGAGAUGCCGCUGCCGACACCAGGGUCAGUCCCGGGAUGCCGAUGACGGUACCGAGUCCG
Molecule: messenger RNA, 4358 nt
Organism: Motacilla alba alba
Lineage: Eukaryota; Metazoa; Chordata; Aves; Passeriformes; Motacillidae
Gene: ITGA2B
Product: integrin subunit alpha 2b
Exons: 30
Coding region: 430-3546 (1038 amino acids)
Biological process (GO): integrin-mediated signaling pathway; cell adhesion mediated by integrin; cell-matrix adhesion
Cellular component (GO): integrin complex; external side of plasma membrane
Molecular function (GO): integrin binding
Source: RefSeq, a predicted model, not a curated record